UGUCCUUCCCCUGCUCCCGCCCCGUCACCCGGCCUCUGGGGCGGGGCGCGGGCGGGCGGCUCCCGGGCGCACAGAGCCCGAUGCGCCGGGAAGCGGAGCGGCCAGCGAGCCGGGCCGGACGGGCACAUGCAGGGCUCGGCGCGGAGGCGGCAGUUCCCGCCGGCGGCCCCGGGCUCCCAGCAGCCGGGCGGGUCCUUCUACCAGGGCAGGCAUGGGUCAGCCAAGAAUGAAGAUACGUUUAAGACUUCUCAGUUUCAUUUUGACCUGUGGUUCUACUUCACUCUACAGAACUGGGUGUUGGACUUUGGCCGUCCAAUAGCUAUGAUUAUUCUACCUUUAGAGUGGUUUCCAUUAAACAAACCUAGUGCAGGAGAUUAUUUCCAUAUGGCUUACAAUGUUAUUACACCAUUUCUUCUUUUAAAGCUCAUUGAAAGGUCCCCGAAGACCCUGCCCAGAUCAGUGGUCUACGUCAGCAUCAUCGUGUUCGUCAUGGGAGCGAGCAUCCAUUUGGUGGGCGACUCCGUCAACCACCGUUUGAUUUUCAGCGGGUACCAGCACCACCUGUCCGUAAGAGAGAACCCAAUCAUCAAAAACCUCAAGCCGGAGACGCUGAUUGAUUCUUUUGAGCUGCUGUACUACUACGAUGAAUACUUAGGGCAUUCAAUGUGGUAUAUUCCUUUCUUUCUCAUACUCUUUAUAUAUUUUACCGGCUGCUUCACACCCAUUCAAGAAGAGAGCAGAAUGCCAUUAGCCGCCUUGCUCCUUACGGGGCCAAGCAGCCUUUAUUACUGGUAUCUUGUGACAGAAGGUCAGAUUUUCAUCCUCUACAUUUUUACGUUCUUUGCCAUGAUGGCUUUAGUCAUGCACCAGAAACGGAAAGGCCUGGUCUUGGACAGCAAUGGACUCUUCCUCUUCUACUCUUUCAUUAUUACAUUGGUCUUAAUUGGCGCUUGGGUGGUUUGGCUGUGGAAUGACAAAAUCCUCAGGAAGAAGUAUCCUGGCGUCAUUUACAUUCCAGAGCCCUGGGCCUUUUAUACCUUACACUUGAGCAAUCUCCAUUCGGCAAAGGAAGGUUUUUAAGCGGCGAUAUCUUUGGAGUGGUUUGCAAACAGAUCUCUCGCUUUUCCUGAUAUGGGUGUGUUUCAAAUCAGUUACUGACCAUGGCAGCUGGACCGCAUGCUGUUCGCUAACCCGACCCGGGGGCAGAGGUUUGUUUGAAUUGGAGGGGAGGCGUUAAGUCUGCUGGGAAAUACUUGCACUACUGCGUUGUAAAUUACUUUCCCAAGCUGCCGUUUGACGCGUUCUAGUUUGCGUUGAGUGCAGGUACGUAACUGACCUUGGCGGGAACACUGAGAUUCCAGUCGGUA
Molecule: messenger RNA, 1367 nt
Organism: Chrysemys picta bellii (western painted turtle)
Lineage: Eukaryota; Metazoa; Chordata; Testudines; Emydidae
Gene: CLN6
Product: CLN6 transmembrane ER protein
Biological process (GO): lysosome organization
Cellular component (GO): membrane; endoplasmic reticulum
Source: RefSeq, a predicted model, not a curated record